Molecule: messenger RNA, 1002 nt
Organism: Ceutorhynchus assimilis (cabbage seed weevil)
Lineage: Eukaryota; Metazoa; Arthropoda; Insecta; Coleoptera; Curculionidae
Source: the annotation of a GenBank genome assembly
GUCAGAGAGAAAUAAAUUCCAUACAGUUUGGGGGCACAUUCACUUGUAUUUUGUUGCAUAACGUUCAAAUAAAAAGCCCCAAAAAUGUUGAAGCCCUGUACAGUCUCUGGUUAUUUUAAAUCGGCCAGUCAAGUGGUAAGCAACCAAUUGAACGUUUCUGGUACAGUAGCGGUUUUACCUACAAGAAAACCAGUCCAAAUCCCUUUUCAAGGCAAUUCGGCCCUUUCUCUAUCGAGAGCUUUGCCUAUUAAUGCUAAUGUGUCUGUGUCCAGUGGACCAGCUGUGUCAACUCAAAUAAGGUGGGCACACACUGAUAUCAAUGUACCAAACUUCGACGAUUACCGCAACCCGGCAACAAAAAACCCCAACAAAAAAUCAACUGAUAGUGAAGACUCAAGAAAAAACUUCACUUAUUUGGUAGCCGGAGGCUUGGGAGCCUCUUCAGCUUAUGCUGCCAAAUCCGUAAUCACUCAGUUUGUCAGCUCAAUGAGUGCCUCAGCCGAUGUUUUAGCUUUGGCCAAAAUCGAAAUCAAGCUGGCUGAUAUUCCAGAAGGAAAAUCAGUAACAUUCAAAUGGAGAGGCAAACCUCUAUUUAUCCGUCAUAGGACUCCAGAUGAAAUUUCUACAGAACAAUCUGUUGCUGUUAAUAAUCUCAGAGAUCCCCAACAUGACAAUGAACGUGUCCAAAAUCCAGAAUGGUUGGUUGUUUUGGGUGUUUGCACCCAUUUGGGUUGCGUGCCAAUCGCCAAUUCUGGUGAUUUUGGCGGGUAUUAUUGUCCUUGUCACGGGUCGCAUUAUGAUGCUUCAGGCAGGAUUCGUAAGGGGCCUGCUCCUUUGAACUUGGAAGUCCCAGCUUAUACUUUCCCCACUGAUGAUACUUUACUUGUUGGUUAAAUUAAUUUAUGUUUCACUUUACUGUUUUUAUGUGAUAAAAUAGCUUGAGUAAAGAAAUAAGAACAUUUCUGAAUUGUUUUGUUCAAAAAUAAAACAAGUUAAAAUGUA